AUGUCGUUUGUUCAAGAGAGACAAAGGCGUCCAAAUGCUGGUAGUCGAAUGCAAGCAUUACUUAAUCAAGAGGUUGAGAUGGAGGAAUUAUUUGAACAUGAAGAAAAUGAAGAAGAGGAUGAAGAAUUUAUUAGCAAAGUUGAAGAAGAGGAAGAAGAUAAAUUGGAUUCCGAUUUUGAUCUCGAGUCUUCUGAAGGCGAACAAGAAUAUGUUGAGGAAGGAAAACAAAUGGAUAAAGCACUUGCUCAGGCUGAAAGAAAAACACGUAGAACAACUAUAUUCAAACCUCCAGUAUCAACAGGCAAUACAGUAAAAAAAUCUACUGAAACAAAGAAAAGGAAAUUAAAAAACACUAUUCCUGAAGAGGAGCGUAGUACGCGAUACUCAUCUAGAAAAAAUACAGUAUUAAAUCGAAUACUUGUCGAAGACCAAAUUAGAGAAUAUAAAAGGAAAAAGGCAUUACAACCUAAAAAAGAUAAGCCUGUGGUUAACAAGUUAACACAAGAAGAGCUUUUAGCAGAGGCAGCUAUUACAGAAGAAAAAAACAAAAAUUCUUUAUUAGAGUGGCAGCAAAAGGAAGCAGAGAGAAAAGAAAAUGCAAAAAAAAAAGAUAAGAAGGAGAUUACAGGACCUUUUGUAAGAUAUUACUCAUUUAAAGAAAGUUUACCGCAACAAGAACAAUCUGAAGACUUGAAUGAGAAUGAAUGGAUGGGAAGAAAUCUUAUAUCGUUUGUAUCCGAGAAGAAUGAAGAUGUAACACAAAGUCAUUUAUCGUCAUUAGAUAAAGACAUGACAGAUCUUGAUAAAAGUUUGGAAUAUAUGGAUUUAAUUGAAGAAUUGAAUGGUUGGCUUACGAAAGCCCCAAAACCGAGUAAACCAGUACUAUGUUUAGUUACUGGUAACCAUGCUAAAUAUCGAGAUCCACGUACAAAUGUGCCUUACUCAAAUAGAGAAGCUUAUAAUAUAAUACAAGAUUGUUUACACCAUAAAACAAAUUGGUCUUCUACUUAUGGUCUAUAUUUAGGAAAUUUGCCUUCAGCAAACGGAGUACCAGAUGAAUGGCAGUCAAUGAUUUAA
Molecule: messenger RNA, 1077 nt
Organism: Cokeromyces recurvatus
Lineage: Eukaryota; Fungi; Mucoromycota; Mucoromycetes; Mucorales; Mucoraceae
Product: YL1 nuclear protein-domain-containing protein
Exons: 5
Coding region: 1-1077 (358 amino acids)
Biological process (GO): chromatin remodeling; regulation of DNA-templated transcription
Cellular component (GO): nucleus
Molecular function (GO): ATP-dependent H2AZ histone chaperone activity
Source: RefSeq, a predicted model, not a curated record